AUGGCUGACUUCAAUACAGCUGAAUCAGAAGGGCCCAUUGUUCUUCCUCCUCUACCACCAGGGGAUACAUUUGUGGUGACCAACACUUCAGAAGAUCUGCAUAGUCACAUGGCUAAAUUGAGAAUUGUCUGUAAGAGUUGCCUAAGGCGACCGGAGUUGGAUAUGGAUGUCAUAGGUUUGAGAGUCUUCCUUCUAUCAUUAACCGGUGAUUCUGCGGUGUGUUCAUGGGAUAGGUUCACUGUGUUCAUCAGAAGUGUUCCGAAUCACCGUAUAGAUGAUGAGUCAUUGAAGGAGUAUUUCUACAGAGGGCAAGAUGAAAAUGGAAAAUCUGUUCUAGUUACUAUUGCUGAAGGAUCAUAUGGUGAGUGCACUUUUGAGGAGAUCGCUGAGAAACUGGAGAAGAUUUCCCAAAAUAAUAAGGCAUGGAGCAUUAGAAAAGCUAAUACUGGAAGAAGAACAUUCGUCGUUCAAGCUGCACUAGAUCAAUCUAUUGAUGACAUUCGUGAGGAGAUAGCUCAGAUGAGGACAAAACUUGGGUUGGUAUUGAAGCAUGUGAGCGGAAAUGCAGAAAAGGUGAAUAUGAGCUACUAUCAUGAUAACGACUACAAUCGGAACAACUAUGGAAACAAAAAUAAGAGAGUUAGGCCCUACGUUCCACCUGGGAAUAGGGAAUUUGGUAAUACAGAGGAUGGGGGUAGUAUGUCACACAUUAAGGAUAUGAUGCAAAAGAUGAUUAAGAGGUUUGAUGCAACUGAUGAGAAUGUGAAAGAGAUGCAAAAUGACUUGUCUGGAAUCAGUCAAAAAGUUGAUACCCAUGCAGUGUCGAUCAAGCAACUUCAACAGCAGUUUAGUCAGUUGUCCACUACUGUGAACCCACGUAAACAGACCAUUGAUCCCCCUAUGUUGUUUGAGGUUGAAAUUGUGGUAGAAAGAAAUGAAGAUGAGACUGAGGUUCCUGGAGAGUCUAAAAAUGCUACAGGGAAGGAAGCCGAGGUGAAGAAGACAGAAGAAGGAAAAUACCCCAAGUUCAUAACUAUGUUGAAACAAUUUUCCAUCAAUGUUCCGUUGAUAGAAGCUUUGGAGAAAAUGCCUGGUGCUAUUGCUACUAGGGCACUUGUGCAAAAGAAAGAGGAUCCUGGAGCUUUCACUAUUCCUUGUACCAUCGGUUUGUUGCACUUUGAGAAGGCUUUGUGUGAUUUGGGUGCCAUCAUUAAUUUGAUGUCAUUGUCGAUCUACAAGAAGUUGGGUUUAGGGGCUCCAAAACGGAUUGCGAUGCGUCUACUUAUGGCCGAUAGAACUAUGAAGAAGCUCAUUGGUGUUCUCCAAGAUGUGUUUGUUAAAGUGGAGUCGUUCAUUUUUUUGGCGGAUUUUGUGAGACUUGAUUGUGAGGUUGAUUUUGAGAUUCCCAUCAUCCUAGGGAUACCAUUCCUUACUACUGGGCGUGCCUUAAUCGAUAUGGAGAGAAGGUAG
This is a messenger RNA of Solanum verrucosum, 1470 nucleotides long. RefSeq lists its product as uncharacterized. The record is from RefSeq and is a predicted model, not a curated record. Lineage: Eukaryota; Viridiplantae; Streptophyta; Magnoliopsida; Solanales; Solanaceae. The coding region runs from base 1 to 1470 and encodes 489 amino acids. The transcript is spliced from 7 exons.